Nicotiana tabacum (common tobacco) is the source of this 993-nucleotide messenger RNA. NCBI's taxonomy places the organism in Eukaryota, Viridiplantae, Streptophyta, Magnoliopsida, Solanales, Solanaceae. The record is from RefSeq and is a predicted model, not a curated record.
AUGGCAAGACCGUAUAGUGAGAUCCAGAUCCUGCUAAACAAUUUCACUACUAAUGAUAACAAUUGGCAAGGAUAUGGGGAACCACGAAGAGCACUUAAACAAAAGGCAUCAGGUGUGAUCGAGCUUGAUGAUUUCUCAGCCAUGAGGAAUAUUAGACCUGCUGGAGCUCUCCCAAGUGAUACAAAGAAAAAUCCUCAAGUCAAUGCAGUGACGUUGAGAAAUGGGAGAGAGUUAGUAGAAGUGCCUAAGAAGAAAAAAGAGCAGUCUGGGCUCGAAGAAGAAAGAGUGCCAAAACCUGUAGAGGUAGAUGAGAGAAACAAAACAGAGUCUGAGAAAAUAUCAGAGAGGGUGCCACCUCCUUUUCCUCAAAGACUGAGAAAGAAGAAUGAUGACCACACAUUUCACAAUUUUUUAGAUAUGCUAAAGCAGAUACACUUGAACAUCCCUUUGGUGGACAUGCUCUGUGAGGUGCCAAAAUAUGCAAAAUAUAUUAAGGAUAUAGUGGCAAAUAAGAGGAGGUUAACUGAAUUUGAGGCCGUCGCACUUACUGAGGAGUGCACUUCCAAGAUUCAACAUAAGCUUCCACAAAAGCUUAAGGAUCCGGGUAGCUUUACCAUCCCCAUGAGGAUUGGUGAAAUUGAUAUGGGUAGAGCCUUGUGUGAUUUGGGUGCAAGUAUCAAUAUGAUGUCAUUGUCAGUGUUCAAACAAUUGGGCUUAGGAGCUCCGAGACCCACCACGAUUGGAAAGUUUAUUCUCCAAGCAGAUUUUAUCAUCCUGGACUACGAGGUUGAUGAGUUAGUUCCUAUCAUAUUGGGACGACCUCUUUUGGCCACUGGAGAUGCCAUUAUCAAAGUCCGAGAAGCCAUAGAGCCAAGUGCAUUGAAGGAAGAUGCACUAGAAAAGGCAUUGAUGUUGUUCAAUCACUUGGAACUUGAAGAAGAGGUUGAGGAGAUGUUGCAAAUUCUGGAUGCAUCUUGUGAAUACAUAAGAUAA